AGUUCAGAAUUACAGAUACCGAAAUCACCUUUGUUGUAGCACACAUGUAGGAUCGCGAUGUUUGUUUAGGUUAGCGUUUACCUUUGGAAUACAUUGCUUUUCAAUUAUCAUUUGCCGGCUUGAUGAAUUUGUUUUUAAAACUGUCUGAUAACCAGAUCCAAACACGCGCUACAGACGUUUCCGAUCAAAACUAUCAUAAUUAUAUUAGCGUCAAAAUAAUAAAUGCCACGUGCUUUUUCCCGCCGAGAGAACCACCGGCAGAAGAAUUCAGUGACCGUUCUGUGAAAUUGGACAAUUUUACACCUUUGUUCCGUGAAAUUGCAGAUGUGCUGUAGAUAUAAUUGCCUCUAUCUGUAACCAACAGGGAGCAAAGGUUGAAGUAAAAUUCUUACCGAUGUAAGAAUUCUAAGGAAUUUUCUGGAUGAGGAAAAUGUUUACUUUUAAACAAUUUAACUUGAUCUGUAUAGUGAUUUGGAAUUGUUUGACCUUUUCUUCUGCUAAAAGUGUCGAAGAUGUUUUGAUACCAAGAGAGAAAACACGAUGGUUGUCAGAUGAAUUAAAUUAUGAUGAUUAUGACUAUAACAAGGACGAACCUCAGAACCUCGCUUUGAGUGAUGACGACAGCGAAUGCGGACCAGUACCAGAUAUAGUGCUGACAGGUUUUUGUAAAAAGAAAACAUGCUCAAGUCACACUGACUGCCGGAAGAAAAACCAACGGUGCUGUUUUAAUGGAUGUGUUAAAACGUGCAUGAGACAACCUGAUCCACCGCCUUUUAUUGACUGGAUAAAAGAGCCCAGAAGCAGAAUUGUGUCUGGUGUAUCCUGGCUUAUCAAUGGGCCCUCCAAUAGAAACGAACUUCAAACCUGUACAACAUCACCAUUUGGAAAGAAUGAGGAUCCAUUGAUGUGUCCCCAUGGAUACACGUGUCAUGUAGUAAUAAAGGGUAACAAGAAGAAACGAAUCCAGAACAGGGGAUACUGUGUUCCGGAAAAAGAAAAUGUUGUUCGUAGCCAUCGUAAACAGAACAACAGGUCAACAGUCACUGGAGAAUGUCCACUGGAUAAAUACAUUUUAGCGGAAGGGGCUUUCAUGCUAUUCGAUGGCAAAAAAUGCUUUUGCAAAAAAGGUUUUCUAGAAUGCUUGGAAAUGAAAGGAUAAAGUGAUUUUAAAGUCUGUGGUGGAGGAAAUAGAUUGUGUUUAAUAAAAAUAAAGAAAAUAAAAUACAUUGUUCUCAUGAUACAUGUA
Molecule: messenger RNA, 1246 nt
Organism: Saccostrea echinata
Lineage: Eukaryota; Metazoa; Mollusca; Bivalvia; Ostreida; Ostreidae
Product: WAP four-disulfide core domain protein 1-like
Exons: 7
Coding region: 422-1159 (245 amino acids)
Biological process (GO): regulation of cell growth
Cellular component (GO): extracellular region
Molecular function (GO): peptidase inhibitor activity
Source: RefSeq, a predicted model, not a curated record